Molecule: messenger RNA, 1555 nt
Organism: Pteronotus mesoamericanus
Lineage: Eukaryota; Metazoa; Chordata; Mammalia; Chiroptera; Mormoopidae
Gene: PRDX6
Product: peroxiredoxin 6
Exons: 5
Coding region: 73-747 (224 amino acids)
Biological process (GO): cell redox homeostasis; cellular oxidant detoxification
Cellular component (GO): mitochondrion; cytosol
Molecular function (GO): peroxiredoxin activity
Source: RefSeq, a predicted model, not a curated record
UUAUUUCGUACUAGCACCUCCUUCUUCUGCCGCCGCUGCGCCUUCUCAUCCUCCCGCGUCACCGCUGCCGCCAUGCCUGGAGGUCUCCUUCUCGGGGACGAGGCUCCCAACUUCGAAGCCAAUACUACCGUCGGCCGCAUCCGUUUCCACGACUAUCUGGGAGACUCAUGGGGCAUCCUCUUCUCCCACCCUCGGGACUUCACCCCCGUGUGCACCACGGAGCUUGGCAGGGCUGCAAAGCUGGCGCCAGAGUUUGCCAAGAGGAACGUUAAGCUGAUCGCCCUGUCAAUAGACAGUGUUGAAGACCAUCUUGCCUGGAGCAAGGACAUCAAUGCUUACAACUGCGAGGAGCCCACAGAAAAGUUACCUUUUCCCAUCAUUGAUGACAGGAACCGGGACCUCGCCAUCCUCUUGGGCAUGCUGGACCCGGCCGAGAAGGACGAGAAGGGCAUGCCCGUGACGGCGCGCGUGGUGUUCAUCUUUGGCCCUGACAAGAAACUGAAGCUGUCCAUCCUCUACCCAGCAACCACGGGCAGGAACUUUGAUGAGAUCCUCAGAGUAGUUCUCUCUCUCCAGCUGACAGCGGAGAAGAGGGUCGCCACCCCCGUUGACUGGAAGGUCGGAGACAGCGUGAUGGUCCUUCCCACCAUCCCAGAAGAGGAAGCCAAGAAACUUUUCCCUAAAGGAGUCUUCACCAAAGAGCUCCCGUCUGGCAAGAAAUACCUGCGCUACACGCCCCAGCCGUAGGUUUCCAGGAGCGGGCGCUGGAGCCCGAGGGUACCAGCCGCCCAUCCUGUGUCCCGCGGCCUUUAGGUUACUGGCUUAAUUAAAUGAAAAUGUCACUAGAAACCCUGCGGGAUUCUCUGCUUCGUGCCUUCCCCCGCAUUCUGUUCUGUUCACGGUCCUCAGCGCGCUCUCCUGGCUCUCUCCGAAAUACAGUCUGUGUGUGAGGCUCAGGUCGUGUUGGAUCCUUGCGGGGUUUGUGAUUGACAAGGUAGGAUCCAUCCUGGAAUGACCAACUGUUUUGGGUUUUUUUUAGCUGUUCUAAUCAAAUCCUGUCUUCCUUUACACAUGCUGGGGAGCUGCUCAACCUGAGGUCCCAUUUCCUCUGUCGAUCUCAAGUAUAUAACCCUGCAAGUUAGAGUAACCAGAUUUCUUCAAUAUUCAGGGUUUUGGUCACGGCUUAGAGAAAAAACUUUCCAAUUCUGUACUUUUUCAGUAGAUAACUGACGUGGGGUCAGCAGGGGGAGGGAUCCGUAAGUAUUUUGCUAAGAAACUUCCUAUCAAAAGAGGGAAGCGAUGGAAAAGGCUCCACUUACCUGCACGGCUGUUACAGGUGUGUGAACAGAGCGGUAGUGCCACGUGCCUUUCACAGCAAGUGUUCCCGGGGGUCAGUCGCUCCGCUCUGUGGACGCAGAAGGGGCUCGCCCUUGGAAGGGAGGAGAGGAUGACCGAAAAUAUUUGUUCCUAGAACGCUUCCUGAUGGGUGUGGAGUGGUACAUUGUGAAUUUCGCUUUUUGGGGAUCUAGCAAAUAAAUCCUUUGUAAAAACUGGA